CACUCUUUCAUUUUCUUUCAUUUCGCAUAGUCAUGGGCUCCGAUAACUCUUCCUGGACUCCCCAGUCCGUCCUAUCUACCCUCCCCCACCCGCUGGAGGAGAACUCGACAUCCCCCGUUCCCUUCUUCCACCUGGUCGAGCGCCUCAAGACCACCAAGCGCGAAGGCUGGCGUCGCUUUGGCAUCAAUGGCGAAUCUAUCUCCGACCACAUGUACCGCAUGUCGAUCAUGACGAUGUUGGCACCGCCUUCCCUGUCAGCUAAACUCGACAUUCCACGCUGCACCAAGAUGGCCUUGAUCCACGAUAUGGCAGAGGCGCUCGUCGGAGAUAUCACCCCGGUCGACUAUCACAUCACCAAGGCCGAGAAGGCUCGUCGCGAGGCCUCCGUCAUGGAAUACAUCACUACGACUCUCCUUGGCAAGGUCCCUGGAGGCACAUUGUCAGGCCAGGACAUCAAGAGCGUGUUCGAGGAAUACGAGGAGGAUCAGACUCUCGAGGCCCACUUUGUCCACGAUAUCGACAAGAUGGAGCUGCUCUUGCAGAUGGUUGAGUAUGAGCGCUCGAACGAGGUUGAUCUUACCGAGUUCACUCAUGUUGCCUCUCGCAUUCGGUUGCCCGAGAUUCAAGCUUGGGCUGCUGAGGUUAUUCAGGAGAGACGGAAGCAAGAAUAAGUCUGCAUAGAGAUUGAGAUAUUGGAGGAUUAGGGAGUUGGAAGUCCCGCGGCUUAUCAUUUUGGUGACCCAUGAGUUCUCUCGGCGUUUGUUUGUGUAUCUUUAUUUUUUUUCGGGUACCCUAGAUACCAUAGCAAACGAG
Molecule: messenger RNA, 813 nt
Organism: Penicillium canescens
Lineage: Eukaryota; Fungi; Ascomycota; Eurotiomycetes; Eurotiales; Aspergillaceae
Product: HD domain-containing protein
Exons: 2
Coding region: 33-671 (212 amino acids)
Cellular component (GO): cytoplasm
Molecular function (GO): 5'-deoxynucleotidase activity
Source: RefSeq, a predicted model, not a curated record